This is a messenger RNA of Sorex fumeus (smoky shrew), 1143 nucleotides long. It is a transcript of the gene NGRN, whose product is annotated as neugrin, neurite outgrowth associated. The record is from RefSeq and is a predicted model, not a curated record. Gene Ontology annotation, cellular component: nucleus. Bases 9 to 746 code for a protein of 245 amino acids. The transcript is spliced from 3 exons. Lineage: Eukaryota; Metazoa; Chordata; Mammalia; Eulipotyphla; Soricidae.
UGGGCGUCAUGGCGGCCGCGCGGAGGCUGUGGCCGGCCGGGUGGGUGCGGGCCGCCGCCGCCCGCCGCGGGCUCGCGAGCCGGGGAGUCGCGGGUCCGGGCCCCGACGGCCGCGAGCCCGACCCCGACUCCGACUGGGAGCCCGAGGAGCGCGAGCUGCAGGAGGUGGCGAGCGCCCUGCGACGGCAGCGGGCGGCCAUCAGGUUCCAGAAGAUUCGCAGGCAGAUGGAGCCCCGCGGGGCCCCGCCCAGAACCCUGUCGCGGGAAGCCAUGGAGCAGAUCCGAUAUUUACAUAAGGAAUUUGCAGAGACCUGGCCAGUUCCUAGAUUGGCCGAAGGCUUUGAUGUCAGCAUUGAUGUGAUCAAAAGGGUUUUAAAAAGCAAAUUUGUUCCCACAUCGGACCAGAAACCCAAGGAUCAGAAGGAUCAAAAGGCCGUUAAUAAACAGCUGGGCCAGCAGCCCCGGAUUUCUGGUGAUAACUUGAAGCCACGUUCUGUGAGCCACCUUGGUUCUUGGUUGAUGCCAGGGGGUGAAGCUCCAUCUAGAGACCAGGAUCAUAGCGUGGCUUUGAAAGUGAUGAAAUGGAGUGUGCAGGGAGCAGGCACUCCUAAGAGCCAGAAGGGCAGGAAUAAAGGGGGCUGGAAGACCAGUGUGCCUGCUGAUGCCGCCCCCAGAGGUCCACGCAGAAGCACUCCGCUUGUCUUCAAGGCCCCCAGACAUGCUGAUGGUGAUGGAUCUCCAAAAUGACAGGAAACUGGAAGACGAGAGAGCCUGGUGACCAGAACUUCAGCAGCAAAGCAGAGCAGAGAGGGCGAGAAUUCCUUGGUGACAUUGGAAGCCCCCUGGCAGAGUUUGAGCCGGACGAAUGGAGCUGCCCAGUGGUGUGGGGAGAAAGCCGUUGUACCUGGUCUGACACAGGGCAGCAGACAUCAUUCGUGGAGGGGAGAGGGCCGGCAGCAUUCCCUGCCCCCUUCGCACCUGGAUUUUAGCCCGCUCAUGUUGCAUGUGUCCUCGAGUUCCUGCCAUGAUUGCUAUGAGGGGAGAAAGGGAAGUUGGCUCACUGCCCACGUUUCCUUAUUGAGCAGUUCUGGAACUGCUUAGCCGAUUGGUUCUUCAUGUUCAAAAUAAAGUAAAAUCUAGCCGC